AUGGCCCAAAAUCCAGCCGAAUCCGCCGCAUCCACCAAAAACAAAUUGAAGGAGUCCCGUGAAAAGGAAGAAGAGUGCGUGCGGAAUUUAAAGGAAAACCAACUUCAGUUGGUUCAAGCCCGAAAGGAAGCUGUGGACGUCAUUUACGCCCAUCAGCGCGUGGUGCUUCGCCUGAACGAAGAAAUCGCUCGGGGAGCUGAGGAUCUCGUCAACGUCCAGGUCCACUACCGAGCUGAGAGGGAGAAAAUGGUGAGUGGAUUUGUUGGAGACCUGCUGCGCAAGAUUCGGGAAAAGGAUGUAACCGAAAACGUCCACGUAACGGUUCCAAUUCCCGACGCCCCGAAGUACGUUGUUCCCCGUCACACCCCGACCAUCCGCUGUUUCUUGCCCGAGCAUUUGGAGAAGCCGGGAUCUUACCGCUGCACGUUGAAGAUUGCGGAAUGUGAGGAGUUUAUGACUCCCACCAAUCAAGAUCGCCUGGAGCUUCUUUUCACGCAGCAUCGCUGCUUCGGGUGUUUUUUGCCCGCCUCUGUUGCUGGCCAUAACACCCUGGCCGAUUGCCCGCAUCCUCGGUGCUGCAACCUCUGCAAGAUACGAGAAACCGUCAGAGAAUACAGGAACAAACAGCAAACAACAGACAACAUCCUCGCACAAACUCCUUUUCAAUUCCGGACAUUUUUCUUCCUUGAGUUGCUUAAGGAACGAGAAGAUCGAGAGCGAAAGAAGCGUCGCCUAGCAGAAGAAUUAGAUCAUUGUAUCAGAUUGCAGAAUCAAUGGAAAGCCAUCCAGAAGUUUAUUGAAAUGGAGGAAGAUAGAUUAAUUGAAGAAUGCCAACUCCAACGACGUCGCUUGAGUCAAAUGCAGCAGCAAGAAAGGAAAGAGAAAGCCGAGAAACUUGCUUCCAUCCGCCAUCGGCUUCAAAAGGCUUUAGAAGUCGAGGAGCGCCGGCGUCGUGAAAGAGAAGAGUUAUGGAUCGAAUACGGUUGUGAAGAGAAGGAAGAACUGGAGAAGAAAAAAGCUGAAGAAUUAGAGAAGAUGACUCGAGCCCAACGAAUCAAAUGGAAUGAAGAUAUGGCUGAACAAUUGCGCCAGCUCGAGCUUAAGAAGAAAGCGCAGAAAGAAGAAGAACUUAACGAACCUUUAUGGAUGCUGGAGCAAGGUGCGUUGGAGGAAAAGGCUGAACGAGAGGCCGCUGAACGAAGACACAAGGAUCUCACGCAAUUGCAGAAAGAACAGGCGGCCUUACUCGCAGAGCGACGCCAGCUGAAGAAAUUGGAAUUGGCCGAGAAGGAGGAAGAACGACGCAUGGAAAAAUUGCGUCAACAGGCCGAGGACGAAGCGAUCGCAGAGGAAAGAAGAAGAAUCUUGGAGCAACACGCUCCGCUUUUGAUUGGUUUCUUGCCACCUGGUCUGUUCCGGAACAUGGCAGAAAUGAGUUCCCUACCCGAAAACAUCCAGGCCCAGUUCCGCCGGCACGUCCAGAUUCAAGACGAUCCAGAUUUAUGGUAAAAUGGCGAUUAUUCUGC
Daphnia magna is the source of this 1526-nucleotide messenger RNA. RefSeq names its product meiosis-specific nuclear structural protein 1-like. Bases 1 to 1509 code for a protein of 502 amino acids. Gene Ontology annotation, biological process: cilium organization. The record is from RefSeq and is a predicted model, not a curated record. Gene Ontology annotation, cellular component: motile cilium. The transcript has 5 exons. Lineage: Eukaryota; Metazoa; Arthropoda; Branchiopoda; Diplostraca; Daphniidae.